Schizophyllum commune H4-8 is the source of this 809-nucleotide messenger RNA. RefSeq lists its product as uncharacterized. Gene Ontology annotation, cellular component: mitochondrion. The coding region runs from base 42 to 548 and encodes 168 amino acids. NCBI's taxonomy places the organism in Eukaryota, Fungi, Basidiomycota, Agaricomycetes, Agaricales, Schizophyllaceae. The record is from RefSeq and is a predicted model, not a curated record. Gene Ontology annotation, biological process: mitochondrial respirasome assembly. The transcript has 5 exons.
AUCCACUCCUUCUCUCCGUCCACCACCACCAUCGAGACAUCAUGUCUGCCCCUCCCGAGAUCGACGUCGGCGCCAACGAGCGCCCCAUUGUCGCCGCCUGGCCGCUCCCCGAGGAGGAGCAGGAGACAUGGACAGAGAAGGCAGUCCGCAAGUUCAAGCAGAAUCCGGGGGUCGUUCUCGGCUGUUUAGCAACGGCUGGCGCCUUCACCAUGGCUAGCGUACAAUUCAAGCGAGGCGAGCACUCGAAGCUCAACUACUGGCUGCGCUGGCGUGUAGUGCUCCAGGGUAUUACCAUCUUUGCGCUCGUGCAGGGCGCGGGCUCCUACACAGUCAAGAACGUGAAGAAGGCAGCCGAAGAACAAGAUCGCUACAUUGCGUCCGUAUCAGAGGAGAAGCGCCUUGAAGAGCGCCGCAAGUUCGCACAGCGGCUCGCGGAGGCCGAGGAGAACGAGCGCGUGGACACGAUCCAGCGGAACGCGGCGGCGGGUGUGGGUGGUUCAACAUCAAGCGAAAGCGGGAAGACAGGAUAUUGGUGGAAAGUGUGGUAGACGCGUUGAGCCCCCGUGUAUCGUCUGCCCACCAGACACGGUCGACCAUUUUCCCUCGUCACGACCCUAUCUACCUAUGUCCCAUCCCUGACCUGCGAAGGACAGGACCCUGCCCUUCAGUUCCUUUGUGUGUAUCUAUAGUACUACUCCGGAUAGUUAUCUGACUCGAAGACCACUGCUCAUCGACGACCCGACGGACAAGGACGCGAACUCAUCCUUUUGUCGGAACCGGACAUGCCGGAAAACUUUUCUUCGAUGCAC